Messenger RNA from Ipomoea triloba (trilobed morning glory), 729 nucleotides. Its product is annotated as sm-like protein LSM8. The transcript has 6 exons. Gene Ontology annotation, cellular component: precatalytic spliceosome; U6 snRNP; U4/U6 x U5 tri-snRNP complex. Bases 212 to 508 code for a protein of 98 amino acids. The record is from RefSeq and is a predicted model, not a curated record. Gene Ontology annotation, molecular function: RNA binding. Gene Ontology annotation, biological process: mRNA splicing, via spliceosome. Lineage: Eukaryota; Viridiplantae; Streptophyta; Magnoliopsida; Solanales; Convolvulaceae.
AACCUCCUCCUCCUCCUCCUCCUCCUCUCUCUCUCUCUCUCUGCGUUGCAGGUGCAAAGCUUUCAAAUACAGAGUUUGAAGAUCAUUUGUGAACUUUCUUGAGAAUUUGAUCCAAGGAUUUGAGUUGCUCUCUCUCCCCCUUCCAAUCAGGAGCUGUAAGCAUAAUUUUACUGCAAGAGCUAAAGUACUACAUUGCAGCAGUGGUCUUAUCAUGUCAGGUGGACCGGGGCUUGAAUCUCUUGUUGAUCAAACUAUAUCAGUAAUUACCAAUGAUGGACGAAAUAUAGUGGGAAUUUUGAAAGGAUUUGACCAGGCCACAAACUUAAUUCUUGAUGAAUCUCAUGAAAGGGUGUAUUCAACCAAGGAAGGUGUACAACAACUUGUCUUAGGCCUUUACAUCAUAAGAGGGGACAAUAUUAGCGUUGUCGGGGAAUUAGAUGAAGAGCUGGAUGCAAACUUGGAUUUGUCAAAACUGAGAGCUCAUCCUUUAAAACCAGUUGUCCACUGAUGUUCUACAGCACGCAUGAGCAUGGCAACGGAACAUUUCGGAGCUUGGGAUCAAAACUUGAGUUGCAAUAGAAAUGAGUUGGAUAUCAAUGUAGUAUGGUCUAAAUUCACUUGAAUGUUGUGCUACUGAAAUACUAUUGUAAACUAAACUCCCUUAGCCACUUUGGGAUGCUGAAUCUUGCUUUUGAUGGUCUAUAAAAUCUUCUCUUUUUUUCUCUCUUA